GACGGGAUCUGCAGGCAGGCGGAAGUGGGGCAGAGCAGGCCGGGUGACGUGUCUGGUGUAGAGAUGGCUGCGCAGGGAGAAGUAGACGAGCUGUUCGAUGUCAAGAACUGGUUUUAUAUUGGCAGCUACCAACAGAGCAUCAAUGAGGCUCAGAAGGUGAAGACUUCAAGCCCAGAGAAAGAGGUGGAGAGAGAUGUGUUCCUGUACCGGGCGUACAUAGCGCAGAGGAAAUAUGGAGUGGUCUUGGAUGAAAUUCGUCCCAAUGCCAGUGCCGAACUCCAGGCUGUUCGCAUGUUUGCGGAGUAUUUGUCCAAUGAAAGCCGCAGGGAUGCUAUUGUCUCUGAGCUCGAUAAGAAGAUGGCUAAAAGCGUUGAUGUCACCAACACAACUUUUCUGUUAAUGGCAGCGGCAAUUUAUUUCCAUGAUGGCAACACAGAUGCUGCCCUGCGUGCUCUUCACCAAGGAGACAGCCUGGAAUGCAUGGCGACCAUUAUCCAGAUACUUCUGAAAAUAGACAGACUUGAUCUAGCUCGCAAAGAACUGAAAAAGAUGGUGGAUACAGACGAAGACGCAACACUGACACAGCUGGCAACAGCAUGGGUUAACAUUGCCCUGGGUGGAGAUAAACUGCAGGACGCCUUCUACAUCUUCCAAGAAAUGUCUGACAAGUACUCUUCUACCGUGCUGCUGCUAAAUGGACAAGCUACUUGUUGCAUGGGGCAGGGCAAGUGGGAGGACGCUGAAGGAGUCCUACAGGAGGCUUUAGACAAGGAGAGCAGCCACCCAGAAACCCUGAUUAAUUUUAUUGUACUAACGCAACACAUUGGAAAACCACCAGAGGUCACGAACCGCUACCUCUCACAGUUAAAGGAUGGACAUCGAAAUCACCCAUUUAUUAGGGACUUUCAAGCAAAGGAAAAUGAAUUUGACCGCCUUGUGCUACAGUACGCACCCAGCGCAUGAACUGGACCUGAGUAAUUUAUAUUUCACUCUAAGAACACAAGUUUAAGCUCCUACAAUGAAAAUACAUCUGUUUCAAGUUGGGCAGAAAGUCCCACAAGUGAAGUUAAUGCAAGCAGGGGGACAGCGUUUGUAUUGGAAUGGAAUGUACUGUUUUUUCAGCCAGUCUUGGAUCACCAGUUUUCCAGGACUUUAUUACUCUGUCUAAUAUGUUCACAACUUUUCUUUUGUUUUAACAUUCCCAAUAAAACAA
This is a messenger RNA of Bufo bufo (common toad), 1213 nucleotides long. It is a transcript of the gene COPE, whose product is annotated as COPI coat complex subunit epsilon. The record is from RefSeq and is a predicted model, not a curated record. Lineage: Eukaryota; Metazoa; Chordata; Amphibia; Anura; Bufonidae. Gene Ontology annotation, cellular component: COPI vesicle coat. The coding region runs from base 64 to 963 and encodes 299 amino acids. The transcript has 10 exons. Gene Ontology annotation, biological process: retrograde vesicle-mediated transport, Golgi to endoplasmic reticulum; endoplasmic reticulum to Golgi vesicle-mediated transport; intra-Golgi vesicle-mediated transport. Gene Ontology annotation, molecular function: structural molecule activity; protein binding.